Messenger RNA from Linum trigynum, 1785 nucleotides. NCBI's taxonomy places the organism in Eukaryota, Viridiplantae, Streptophyta, Magnoliopsida, Malpighiales, Linaceae. The record is from the annotation of a GenBank genome assembly.
AUGCCUACAGUGAGCGUGGGAAGGGACUGUCUCUUCGCUGCCUUAGGGCAAACUUACACUCAAGAGAAGUUCGAGGAGCUUUGCUUCAACUUUGGAAUUGAGCUCGACGAUGUGACUACUGAGAAGGCCAUUAUGAGAAAGGAGUGUCAUUUGGAAGAAGAAGCAGAUGAUGACGAGGAAGUUAUCUAUAAAAUUGAGGUCCCUGCUAACAGGUAUGAUCUACUUUGUCUAGAGGGGCUUGCUCAAGCCCUCCGGGUUUUCAACGGGAAGGAAGGAACUCCUGCAUACACCCUAGCAAGCAUUAGCAAGGAAUCAAUGCUGAAGAUUCAUGUACACAAGGAGACGUCCAAAAUUCGGCCGUAUGUUGUUUGUGCUGUUUUGAGGGAUAUCAAUUUCGAUGAAGCCAGUUAUAACAGCUUCAUUGAACUUCAGGACAAGCUUCAUGAGAACAUAUGCAGGCGAAGAACUCUCGUCGCAAUUGGUACCCAUGACCUGGACACACUUCAAGGCCCAUUCACUUAUGAGGCCCUCCCACCAGAAAAGAUAAACUUUGUACCACUGAAACAGGAGAAAAACUUCAGAGCUGAUGAACUGAUGGAGGUUUACAAGUCUGAUUUGAAGCUGAAGAAGUUUCUGCAUAUCAUUGAGAACUCUCCUGUAUACCCAGUCAUAUACGAUUGUAGAAGAACUGUCUUGUCUCUGCCUCCCAUCAUUAAUGGUGCACAUUCGUCUAUCACUUUAAAGACGAAGAAUGUAUUCAUAGAAUGUACAGCCACUGAUCUGACAAAGGCCAAGAUUGUUUUGAACACAAUGGUGACAGCUUUUUCAUUGUAUUGUCGGAAUAAGUAUGAAGUUGAACCAGUUGAAGUAGUAUAUGAUGGUGGGAAGUCAUUAAUAUCCCCUGAAUUAUCUGAAUACAGUAUGGAAGUUCCUCUUUCAUACAUCAGUCGCUCAAUUGGAGUCUCUUUGAAGGCAGACGAGGUUGCUAGCCUGUUAAAUCGGAUGCAGUUGCGUGCUGAGAAAGGCGCACCUGGUGGUGAACAAAAUAUCAAAGUAUCAGUACCGCCUACCAGAAGUGAUGUCCUUCACCCCUGUGAUGUUAUGGAAGAUGUUGCAAUUGCUUAUGGUUAUAAUAACAUACCCAAGACAAAGUUUCCAUCUUCCGAGGUGGUGUCCUUGAUUGAGCUUGAGGAUCUUCUCAGAUUGGAGGUUGCAAUGAACGGAUUCACAGAGAUCAAGUCAUGGAUUUUAUGUUCUUCCCAAGAGAAUUUUGCCAUGUUAAACCGGACUGAUGAUGAAUCGACAGCAGUUAUUAUUGCCAAUCCCCGUUCCGCUGAUUUUGAGGUUGUCCGAACCACCCUCAUGCUUGGAGGACUAAAAACUAUCGGAAAAAACAAAAACAAGUCCAAACCCAUUAAGCUUUUUGAAGUGAGUGAUACGGUACGGCUGGAUGGUACUAAAGAUGUUGGCGCAACAAAUGUUCGGCGUCUUACAGCUCUGUAUUGUGGUACUAAUUCAGGAUUUGAGAGGAUUCAUUCAUUGCUAGACAGAGUGAUGGAAGUGAUGGCAACUCCAUUUGUACCAAUUGGUGACUCCAGUGGGUACUACAUACAGAGAUCUGAUCAUGCACAUGAAUUCCUUCCUGCUAGACAAGCUAGCAUCAUUUACAAAGGAAAGCACAUUGGCAUGUUUGGUAUCGUGCAUCCGCAGGUGCUGAAAAAUUUUGACAUCCCGGAUCCGUGUUCUGUCUUAGAACUAGACAUCGAGCCUUUCUUACAAGCUUGA